Molecule: messenger RNA, 738 nt
Organism: Cladophialophora psammophila CBS 110553
Lineage: Eukaryota; Fungi; Ascomycota; Eurotiomycetes; Chaetothyriales; Herpotrichiellaceae
Exons: 1
Coding region: 1-738 (245 amino acids)
Molecular function (GO): acyltransferase activity, transferring groups other than amino-acyl groups
Source: RefSeq, a predicted model, not a curated record
AUGCUUGUUCACCAUCAACACCCAGUUCCUCUCCCACCGUCAUCAGCUCCGUCUGCACCUGCAGAAUAUCUAGAAUAUCCUUACAAUGCACAUAUUUCUUCACCUACAGCUGUUCAGUUACGAUCCAAACCGAUAAACAUUGAGGCUCUGGCACCGAGAACAAAGCCAUCAUUUACUAUUCGUACAGCUACAAUCGCGGAUGCACCAGCAAUUGCGCGCCUAGGCUCAACCGUCUUCUCCACGACUUUUGGCUUCAGUAUUCCAACGAACGAUCUGAAUGCGUACCUGACCGAGGCGUAUAGUGUAGAGGCUAUUGAAGAGGACAUCCGGUGUGCGACAAAGCAUAUUCUCGUUGCCUCUUCUGAGAGAUCCUCGGUCCCCAACGGUUUGACGGCUGAUGCCAACGAAGAGGAUGGCGAGGAGGAAAUAAUCGGCUUUGCGCAACUCACAGAAGGCACCUCAGAGCCCUGCAUCUCGGACAUCCCAUCCAUCGCCGAACUGCAGCGCUUGUACGUCUCCACGGCAUUCCAUGGCUACGGAGUUGGAAAGUUCCUGGCGAGCCAAAUUGAAGAUGUGGCCCGGCGUCUGGGUUACAGAGCACUGUGGCUGGGCGUCUGGGAGGGCAACUUUCGCGCCCAAAAGGUGUAUGAGGGACUGGGGUUUGUCAAAGUCGGGGACCAUGAGUUCAAGAUGGGCCAGUGUAUCCAGAUGGAUUGGAUCAUGUCCAAGGAGUUGUGA